AUGAAUGCCAGUGGUACGUUGAACUUUUUCCGGUUAAUAUGGAAUCCAAGGCUUUGUAUGCCGCAUAUUUGGAUAGCGACGUUUAAUGACUUGCCAGUGCCUAUCAAUGCCAGCAUCAAGGCUGUUGUGUUGGAUAAGGAUAAUUGUUUUGCGUAUCCCGAAGAUAAUAAAGUGUGGCCCGCGUAUCGGGAGAAGUGGGAACAGCUGAAAAGACAGUACCCUGGCAAGAGGCUUCUCAUUGUUAGCAAUACUGCUGGCUCAAACGACGAUAAAGGCUAUAAGGAGGCAGAAAAAUUGGAGGCUAUAACUGGAGUACCUGUUCUGAGGCACGCAACCAAGAAACCCGGAUGCAGAGAUGAAGUGAUACAGUACUUUACCAAGAACGGUGUUGUCAGCAAUCCCUCUGAGAUCGCGGUGGUAGGUGACAGACUGUUUACAGACAUCAUGAUGGCAAACCAAAUGGGGGCUUAUGGAGUUUGGGUCCAAGACGGUGUUAGAAAGUCAACGAGUUCAAUCUCCAGAUUUGAAAAAACCUUGUACAACUAUUUAAAAAUAUAA
Molecule: messenger RNA, 558 nt
Organism: Torulaspora globosa
Lineage: Eukaryota; Fungi; Ascomycota; Saccharomycetes; Saccharomycetales; Saccharomycetaceae
Gene: GEP4
Product: phosphatidylglycerophosphatase
Exons: 1
Coding region: 1-558 (185 amino acids)
Biological process (GO): cardiolipin biosynthetic process
Cellular component (GO): mitochondrion
Molecular function (GO): phosphatidylglycerophosphatase activity
Source: RefSeq, a predicted model, not a curated record